This is a messenger RNA of Penicillium canariense, 1188 nucleotides long. RefSeq names its product bZIP transcription factor. Gene Ontology annotation, biological process: regulation of DNA-templated transcription. The record is from RefSeq and is a predicted model, not a curated record. Lineage: Eukaryota; Fungi; Ascomycota; Eurotiomycetes; Eurotiales; Aspergillaceae. The transcript has 4 exons. Gene Ontology annotation, molecular function: DNA-binding transcription factor activity. The coding region runs from base 1 to 1188 and encodes 395 amino acids.
AUGGCCGAAGCGAAGCCUGAUCCGCCCGCCCCCGCAAGCGAGGCCGCCCGCGCACUGUGCCGGACGAUCAGCAAGUGCCGGAGUCUCCAGAGACGUCGAAAGCAGCUUCGCGUAGCACAGCAAGCGUAUCGCAAGCGAAAGGAAACCACGAUCUCUACUCUGCAAUCUCGCGUACAAGAGCUGGAAUCGGGUAUCGAAGAGCUCAGUCAAUCGUUCCUAUCAUUCAGUAAUCUCCUCUUCGAGGCGGAUAUUCUCGAGAAACACCCUCGGGUCACAUCCGCGUUCCAGCAAAUCACACAGCAAUACGUUUCGCUCGCCAAACGGGGCUGCGACGAGCCCGAACAAGCUGCUCCGGCUGCUGCGACGCCUGCGACGCCUGCGACGCCCAAUACGCUCCUCAAGCCCAGCGCUACACCAGACCUGAAUUGGAACUAUAGUCCUCUCCUCACCCAACUCGAUACGUUGCCGAUGGUCGACGGCACGACCCCAUUCUCGAUGGCCCUCUUGGAUGAAUGGCCAUUCUCGCAACAAUUCCCCCCACGCCACCCUAUCAAGACCAGGCAGCUCUACCCUUUGGAGUCGUCCCUUCCAACAACCGUAUCUCCCAACAGUCUCAUGAAGCAAGGGCGCGGGACACUCUCGCAUCGUCUGGUCCGCGAAUGUUACGAACGUGGAUACCGCUUGUUGAUCAACUCGGCCGGGGACGAACCAAGUGUCCAGGAAAUAUUCGGAAAGCCAUUGAAUUUUGCUGAGCGCAACCGCUUGAUCUCCCUUUUCUAUGCGGCCUUGCAUGACGAAGUCGGAGAUUUGAUUGAGCUCAGAACAAAAGUCCUCAGCUUUAUCCAAUCGAUGAGAAAUAAGUACUCGCACGAACAACUCGCAAAGUCAUCCCGAACGUGGCAAAUAGUCCUCGAAUCCGACGCAGAGGAAUGGUUGGACGCGAGUGGGGUGCAAAGGCUUCUACAAGAAAGAGGGAUUCGCAUUCAGGAUCUUACAUCGCCGCUUGCCAGUCCCCGAUUCCACUCCUCACCGCAACUGAAUGUGGCGAGCUUUAUUCAACUCCUCUCUCACGGCCCUAUCUGUGUUGGCCGUGGGCCAGCAUUCCGGAGGCGUGAUGUUGAGAGCGCGAUCCGCCUUGCGACCUCGGACAACCCUUGGUCCUUUGAUGUCGCAUGUGAAAUACCGUAA